Messenger RNA from Coregonus clupeaformis (lake whitefish), 15110 nucleotides. RefSeq names its product SCO-spondin (gene sspo). NCBI's taxonomy places the organism in Eukaryota, Metazoa, Chordata, Actinopteri, Salmoniformes, Salmonidae. The record is from RefSeq and is a predicted model, not a curated record. The transcript has 95 exons. Gene Ontology annotation, cellular component: extracellular matrix. Gene Ontology annotation, molecular function: protein binding.
AUGCGCUGUUCAGCCUGUCAUGAUGUGGUGGAGAGAGAGCCCUACCUGCGUCUGUGUCUGACUGAAGUGUGUGGCUGUGGCCCCCAGAAACCCUGCCAGUGUACCGUCCUCACCGCCUAUGCCCGCCACUGUGCCCAGGAGGGCGUGCCUGUUAGCUGGCGCAACCACACCUUCUGCCCGGUGCAGUGUUCGGGGGGACAGGUGUACCAGGAGUGUGGUCGGCCAUGCGGUGGUUCCUGUACUGACCUCCGGCAGGGCUGGAGCUGUGAGCAGGGCAACCGGAGCUGCGUGCCAGGCUGCCAGUGCCCUCCAGGCCUGGCACAGGACGACAAGGGCCAAUGUGUGCCCGUCUCCAUGUGCCCAUGCGUGCAGGGGAACAAGCUGUACCAGCCUGGUAGUACCGUCCAUAACAACUGCAACACCUGUCUGGACGCACCGGGACAGGCAUCCCCUGGACCCCCUCCCUCCCCCUGCCAAGAGCCCAGGGCAGGCUGUGUCUGCCCUCAGGGGACCGUCCUGCUGGGUGAUCGCUGUGUCCUCCCAGAGAAGUGUCCGUGUCACCAUAACGGUCGACUGUACUACAACAAUGACACAAUCACCAAAGACUGCAACACAUGCAUAUGCAAGGAGCGCCGCUGGCACUGCGGCCAGUCCCUAUGUGCGGGGACCUGCGUGGCAACGGGUGACCCUCACUAUGUGACGUUCGACGGACGCUGCUUCUCCUUUCUGGGCGACUGUGAGUAUGUGCUGGCGCAGGAAGCGGGCGGUCUGUUCAGUGUGACGGCGGAGAACGUGCCCUGCGGCAGCACGGGGGUCACCUGCACCAAGUCAGUCAGCCUCAGUGUGGGCAACACCGCCAUCCACCUGCUAAGAGGUAAAGCCGUGACAGUGAAUGGCAUGCCGGUCACUCUACCCAAGUCCUACUCUGGCAGUGGUCUGACUCUGGAGAGAGUGGGUCUGUUUGUGUCCCUCUCCUCCCGCCUGGGGGUCACUCUGCUCUGGGACGGAGGCAUGCGUGUAUACGUGCGUCUUGCGGCCCACCUGAGAGGGCGAGUGGGGGGUCUGUGUGGGAACUUUGACGGGGACACAGAGAAUGACUUCACCACGCGUCAGGGUAGCUUAGAGUCUACAGCCGAGCUGUUUGGCAACUCCUGGAAGGUCAGCCCCUCCUGCCCCGAUGUUCAAGACCAGGACCUCCGAGAACCAUGCACUAUCAACCCCCACAGGGUGACGUGGGGGAGGAAGAGGUGUGCUGUCAUCACCCAGGACCUGUUUUCUCUGUGCCACUCUGAGGUGCCCUACCAGCAGUACUAUGACUGGUGUGUCUUUGAUGCUUGUGGAUGUGACUCUGGGGGGGACUGUGAGUGUCUGUGUACAGCGAUCGCUGCCUACGCUGAGGAGUGUAACCGUCGUGGCGUCUACAUCCGCUGGCGGUCCCAGAAACUCUGCCCCCUGCAGUGUGAAAAUGGUCUGGUUUAUGAGGCCUGUGGGCCGGCUUGUUCUCCCACCUGUCCCAGUGAAGCCCAGAGCCCUGACUCCCAGUGUGGGGCCUUCUCCUGUGUGGAGGGCUGCUUCUGCCCUGCAGGCACUCUCCUCCACAGUGAAGGCUGCGUGGCGCCCUCACUCUGUCCGUGUGAGUGGGAGGCCUCUGUUUUCCCCCCUGGGGCCAGCAUCACCCAGCACUGCCAGAACUGCUCAUGCAUUGAGGGCUUAUGGCAAUGUGAGGGCUCCCCCUGCCCCACUCCCUCCCCCUGUCAGGAGUCAGAAUUCCUGUGCGCGGGGGGGCGCUGCGUGCCCUCCCUAUGGGUGUGUGACAACGAGGACGACUGCGGUGAUGGCUCUGACGAGCUGUGCCCGUCUACCUAGUGCGGGGUGGUGUGUGGCGAGGGGGAGUUCCUGUGUUCAGGGGGCCGUUGUGUGCUCUACCUCCACCGCUGUGAUGGCCAUGAUGACUGUGGGGAUCUGAGUGAUGAGAGGGGGUGUGUGUGCGCCCCGGGAGAGUUCCAGUGCCCUGGGGACCAGUGUGUCCCCACAGACAGGGUGUGUGACGGACACAAAGACUGUCCCUCUGGCACCGAUGAAGCCGUCUGCCCAACCAAAGUGACCUGUGCCCCUGGUCAGUUCCUGUGUGCUGAUGGCACCUGUGUGACACCCACCAAGCUGUGUGACGGGGUGACAGACUGCCAGGGCGGAGAGGACGAGGACCAGAACAACUGUCACCCAGUUACCAUGGCCCCAGUUACCAUAGCAACACCCAUCACCCCGACUGCACCCACUUCAGCCUGCCAGCCCUAUGAGUUUGCCUGUGCCAAUGGGCAGUGUGUGCCCCGGGCUUGGCACUGUGAUGGGGAGACGGACUGUUUGGAUGGGAGUGACGAGCAGGGCUGUCCCUGGGUGUGUGGCCCCGGCCAGGUGCCAUGUCUCAGUGGUGACCAGUGUGUGGACUACCAGCAGCUAUAUAAGACCAGCCCGUCCCCUGCUCCCCCUGGUGAUAAGAACACCAGUCACACCUGUCCUGAGUUCACCUGCCUGGACGGAUCCUGUGUCUCCUUCAAAGCAGUGUGUAAUGGCAUGGCAGACUGUGCUGACUCCCUGCUGGGGUCCUUAGGGGGGCCCUCUGAUGAGCAGGGCUGUAGGAGCUGGGCCCCAUGGGGCCCCUGGAGUCCCUGUAGCCUCUCCUGUGGGACAGGCUCCAUGAGCAGGCAGAGACUCUGCUCCCUGGGGGACGCCCUGGGUCAGUGCAGAGGGGACGACACCCAGAGACAGCAGUGUUUCAGCACGUCAUGUCCUGUGGAUGGGCAGUGGUUGCCGUGGGUGACGUGGUCUAACUGCUCUAAGGAUUGUGGGGGUGUGGAGGUGAGGCAGAGGGGGUGCAUCCCACCCCAGAACGGGGGCAGAGAUUGCACCCAGCUCCCUGGAGAGUCUACCCUGGCCACGGAAAUCAAGCCUUGCCCUGAAGAAGGCUGUGCCAACGUCACAUGUCCUAGUGGCCUGGUGAGACUCAGCUGUGCCCCCUGCCCAGUGUCAUGUGGCCACAUCAGCAGUGGCUCCAUCUGUGACACGACUGCACCAUGUUUCUCAGGUUGCUGGUGUCCAGAGGGUCGGGUGAUGAACCAUGCCCAGCAGUGUGUGUUGCCGGAGGAGUGUGUGUGUGAGGUGGCCGGGGUGCGGUACUGGCCUGGGCAGCAUGUCAAGAAGGACUGUGAGAUCUGUACGUGUGAGAGAGGCAGACCUCAACACUGCCAGCCAAACCCAGAAUGUUCAGUCCACUGUGGUUGGUCGACGUGGUCAGCUUGGGGGGAGUGUUUGGGACCGUGUGGGAUCCAGAGUGUCCAGUGGUCCUUCCGCAGUCCCAACAACCCCAGUAACCAUGGCAAUGGGAGAAAGUGCAGAGGAAUCUACCGGAAAGCUCGCCGCUGUCAGACCGAUUCCUGUGAGGAGUGUGAGUUCCAAGGCCAGUCCCAUGCAGUUGGGGACCGAUGGAAGGCGGGCCAGUGCCAGCUGUGCCACUGUCUACCCAACCUCACAGUGCAGUGUGCCCCCUACUGCCAACAUGCUGCCACUGGCUGCCCCCAGGGUCAGAGUCUGGUUCCAGGGGAAGGUGACAUGUGUUGUUAUUGUGAAGGUGACAUUGGCACCAUUUCAGUGGCAACGACACCUGGGACUGUGUCAGUGAGUGUCCAACCCUCCACCCCAACAGAUGGCAGUAUACCCCUGGUCCCCACAUACCCCCUUCCACCUGGAGAGGAGUGCUGGUCACCCCUGGGGGUCCAGUCUCUCCCUGACUCCAGCUUCAGUGCCUCCUCACACCAGUGGGGUCACCCUCCACGGGCAGGGCGUCUGUACGCACGGGACCCCCACAAGGACCUGCAGGGCUGGAGCCCUGACACAGAGCAGUACAGGGACCUUCCUCCAGGGGCCCCCGAGGACCACAGUGGAGCUGUGCAGGCCCCAUAUCUCCAGCUGGACCUGCUAAGACCCCACAACAUCACUGGUGUGCUGACUCAAGGGGGAGGUGUGUUUGACACCUACGUGUCCAGCUUUUACCUGCAGUUCAGUAACGAUGGCAGACAGUGGUACACCUACCAGCAGCUGAUUGCUGAUGCCCGCCCCAGAGCCAAGGUGUUCUUGGGUAACCGUGACGACCGGAGUGUGUCCUACACCAGGCUGGACAGGAUGGUGUUGGCUCAGUUUGUACGUGUGCUGCCACAUGACUUCCAGAACGGCAUCUACCUUCGCUUGGAACUCAUGGGCUGUGGAGAUGGUUCCCGCUGGCUAUCCACCCCCUCCCCUCUCUCCCCUCUCUCCCCGUUCACCCCGGCCCGGCCCUGCAGAGCUAGAGAGUUCCAGUGUGGUAACGGGCGCUGUGUCCCCACGGGGCCCAAGGGGGUUGUCUGUGAUGGGAUCAAUGACUGUGGGGACGGAUCUGACGAGCUGCACUGUGGUACUCAGCCCUCCCCUACAUCUACAAGCCCACGGGGCUGUCCCAGAGGUCAGUACUCCUGUCCGCCACCAGGGGGCUGUAUUGAUGCAGCGCUGCGCUGUGACGGAAUCCCCCACUGUCCCAAUGGAGAGGAUGAGACAGGAUGCCACCCUCAUGAUAAUACCACCCAGGCAGGGAGGCCUUACAGACCCACACCAGCUCCUCUAAGGACUCCUAGUAUGGCCGCUGUCACUCUGCCUAAGACUACCCCUACACCAACAGCAGGUGGCCCUGGGUAUGGAGGCAUCUGUUCCUCUGCACUGGGAUUGGAGGACGGGAAGAUUCGCUACGGUCAGCUGACCUCGUCCACCCAACGUGAGAACAACCCUGCGGAUGCCGGGCGCCUCAACAUUGUGCCUAACGUUCUGAUCAUGGAGCCUGGAUGGAGCCCCCUGCCAGGCGACCCUCAGCCCUACCUCCAGGUGGACCUCCUAGAGCCCACCUGGGUGUCUGGUGUGGUGACCCAGGGCAGUGAGAGGAUGUGGGGCUACCUCUCCAAGUACCGUCUGGCCUUCGCCCUGGUCCAGAGCCACUUCACUGACUACACCGAGACUGGAGAGAGGGGCAGUCCUGCCAAGGUGUUUGAGGUGCGGAUGGUGGGCAGGACCCCGGUGACGCGUUGGCUUGGGAGGCUGGUCCGAGCUCGCUACCUCCGCAUCAUCCCAGUAGAGUUCAGACACACCUUCUAUCUCCGCGCAGAGAUCCUAGGCUGCAAAGGGGAUGAGUUGGUGACCCCUAGCAGCGCCACAACUCCCCGUGGUGUUGGGGUGGUGACAGUGAAGCGCUGCUACCCGGGCCAGUUUGCCUGCCACACUGGGGAGUGUGUUCCUGUGUCUGUACUGUGUGACGGCCGACUGGACUGCAAAGACCACUCGGACGAGAUCAACUGUGGCACAGUGCCCACCAGGGGUCAACCCGGGGUACACACCAAGGAGCCCCAGGAUGGCCGCCCUGGCAUUGCCACCACGGGCACCCCGGGUCUCAGUCCUGACAGCUCUGGGGGCACAGGGGAACCAGGGGUUCAUGGGUUCACCACCCCCAGGCCAGGGCAGUGGACAUCCAUAUCCACAGGGUACCCAGGGGUUGGGCCCAGCACUCUCCACCCCGGAAUACCUGGACUGCAGUCUACAACAGCUCUCUGGGUCACCACGACCGCCCAUGAUGGGGGCCUACCCAGAGUCCUGUGCGUGGAGGGCCAGUUCUCCUGCAGGCUGUUUGGCUGUGUGGACGCUGCGGUGGUGUGUGACAGUCACCAGGACUGUCUGGACGGCUCUGAUGAAGACCACUGUGGUACUACAUCAAGGCCAGCAGUGACGACACGGCGCCCCCUGGUGCCCAGCCCCUGCUCCCCCAAGCAGUUCUCCUGUGGCAGCGGGGAGUGUGUGCACCUUGACAAGAGGUGUGACCUGCACAGGGACUGUGCUGACGGAUCAGACGAGCGAGACUGUGUGAACUGUAUCAUGUCAGCGUGGACAGGCUGGAGCCAGUGCAGUGUGACGUGUGGCCUGGGUUCCCUGUUCCGCCAGAGGGAGGUCCUGAGAGAGGCGCUGGCCGGGGGAAUGUGUGGGGGCGCCCAGUUUGACAGCCGAGCCUGCUUCCCUAAGGCGUGCCCCGUGGACGGUCAGUGGUCAGAGUGGAUGGGCUGGUCCCUGUGUGACACCCAGUGCGGGGGAGGGCUGAGGGGGAGGAACCGGACCUGCUCCAAUCCUCCCCCUAAGAACAGGGGGCGUGACUGUGAGGGGAUGAGGCUGCAGACCCAGAGCUGUAACAGCCAGCCCUGCGGCCCCAACACAGACUCACAGACAGGCUGUACUAAAGGCAUGGUGGUGGUAAGAGAGGCAGACUGCCAGUCUGGUAGAGUGGAGCCAUGUCCCCCCACCUGUUCACACCUACACUACCCCAACUGCACCUCCCAAUGCAUCACAGGUUGUCGCUGUCCGGCUGGUUUGUUCCUACAGGAUGGGCGCUGUGUGAACGCCAGUCAGUGUGUGUGCCACUGGGAGGGACUGGCAUUGCAGCCUGGACAAGAGGUCAGCAAGGACAACUGCAGCACAUGUGUGUGUGAAGAAGGCCGUGUCUCCUGUGACAACUCCAGCUGUGUGGCCAGCUGUGAUUGGUCAGCGUGGUCCUCCUGGACAUCAUGUGACAGCUCCUGUGGGGUGGGACUACAGCAGCGCUAUAGGUCCCCUGUGAGCCCAGCAGGAGUGGUGAGAGUCCAGCCCUGUCCUGGGGACUCCUCAGAGGCUCGUCAGUGCUUCACCCCCUGUCCCCCUGGUAAGGAUGAGGCGGUGUGGGGGGAGUGGACGGCCUGGUCAGAGUGCAGUAAGACCUGUUUCCACCACGUGGACGAGGUUGGGCUGAGGAGGAGGUUCCGCACCUGUAACACACCCACAAACACACACACCUACACACACACCAACAUACACAGCUACACACACACCAACACACACACCGACUGUGAGGGAGACGCAGAGGAACAGGAGCCCUGUAACACCGUGCACUGCCCAGUGAAUGGCGGCUGGUCGGAGUGGUCCCCAUGGUCCCCGUGCUCGUCAGAGUGUGACUCGGGGGCUCAGACCAGAGAGCGCUUCUGCAGUUCCCCUCCUCCACAGCACAGGGGCAGCACCUGCCCAGGGCCUCACAUCCAGACCCGAGACUGCAACUCCCACCCCUGUUCAGGAGUGUGUCCAGAGGGCAUGGCCUACAUGAGCAAGGAGCAGUGCCAGGCUCACGGUGGUGCGUGCCCACGGGUGUGUAUGGACAUGACAACAGAGGUGGAGUGUGCCACGGAGUGUUACGACGGAUGCUACUGUGCCCUGGGACUCUACCUGCUCAACAGCACUUGUGUGCCCCUCACCCAGUGCCCAUGCUACUACCAGGGAGAGAUGUACCCAGGAGGAGCUGGUGUGAAACUGGACGAUUGCAACAACUGCACCUGCCAUAAUGGAGAGAUGAUCUGUGAAACAGCGCCCUGCGCUGUGGACUGUGGCUGGAGCAGCUGGACCCAGUGGAGCGCCUGCAGCAGGACGUGUGACGUGGGCGUGAGGAGGCGGUACCGCUCGGGGACCAAUCCACCGGCUGCGUUCGGGGGGCGUGUCUGCAGGGGCGACAGGGUGGGGAUGGACACCUGCAGUCUGGAGCCCUGUCAGGGUGUGAAGGAGCCAUGGAGUGUAUGGUCAGAGUGUUCGGUGACGUGUGGAGGGGGGUACAGGAACAGGACACGGGGACCCCAAAGAACCCAUGGUACUGCCCAGCAGUUCUCUGCCUGUAACCUGCAGCCCUGUGGUGAUGGGACGGGCUGUCCUGGGGGACAGGUGCGGACGGUGUGUGUGGAGGGGCCGGUCACCUGCUCUGACAUCAGUAUGGAUUAUGAGAGGAAUUGUACACCGGGCUGUCAGUGUCCACACGGCACUGUCCUGCAGGAUGGCAAGUGUGUGUGGGUGUCUCAGUGUCGCUGUGAUGUGGAUGGGGAGCAGUAUGAACCUGGAGAUGUCGUACCUAGGGACUGCAACAACUGCACAUGUGAUUCUGGGAGGCUGGUAAACUGCACUCAACUCAGCUGUAAUGUGGACGGUCAGUGGUCUUCCUGGACCCCCUGGGGCCAGUGUUCAGUGAGGUGUGGACCAGGUCUCCAGUCCCGCUACAGGUUCUGUUCUAGUCCACAGCGGUCUGGGAGUGGUCUGCCCUGUAUCGGACCUGACCACCAAGACCAGCUGUGUAUGACUGCUCCCUGUGAUCGUAAUGGUGGCUGGGGGGAGUGGAGCAACUGGACAGACUGCACCAAGUCAUGUGGUGGGGGUGUUCAGAGCAGACGCCGGGAUUGUGAUAGCCCCAGUCCAGAGGGAGAGGGGGACUACUGUGAGGGGCUGGGCACAGAAGUCAUCUCCUGCAACACUGACCACUGCCCAGUUGCGCCUUGCUCUCAGGUCCCUGGGACAGUGUUCAGUAGCUGUGGCCCCUCGUGUCCUCGCUCCUGUGAUGACCUGUCUCACUGUGAGUGGCUCUGUGAGGCUGGGUGUUACUGCACGGAGGGCAAGGUGCUGUCUUCCAACGGGACAUCCUGUGUUGAGAGAGAAAAGUGCCCCUGUCUGGACCUCAACACCGGCCUGAGAUUGUACCCUGGAGAGAGCACCACUGCCCCCGACAGCUGCAACAACUGCACCUGCGAGGGAGGGAGGCUCAACUGCACCAGUGACCCCUGUCCAGUGUCAGGUGGGUGGUGUGAGUGGUCUGGCUGGACCCACUGUUCUAAGACGUGUGGGGCAGAGUGGGUGUCCAGAUAUCGCAGCUGUGGCUGUCCAGAGCCCAAGGCGGGAGGAGCCCCCUGCCAAGGGGAACAGGAAGUGCACGGUGGGGUGGGAGUACAGAUCCAGAGGCAUCCCUGCCCUGUGGUCACCUUCUGCCCAGUCCAUGGUUCGUGGAGCCUGUGGUCGGGCUGGUCAGAGUGUGAUGGCUGUGAGGGGGUGUCUGUGAGGACCAGGGAGUGUAACAGUCCUCCUGCCAGGUUUGGGGGUCUGCCCUGCCAAGGGGAGAGCCGGCAGAGCCGCGGCUGCCAUGACAACAUCACCGUCUGCUCAGACUGUGGCGGGGUGCAGGUGGACUGGCCAUGUGGGAAGCCCUGUCCACGCUCCUGCUCUGAUCUCCAUGGCGACACAGAGUGUCUGGACUCUGUGGAGUGCAGUAUGACCUGUGGUUGCUCGGGUGAUCUGGUGCUACAGGACGGCCAGUGUGUGGAGAGGGAGGAAUGUCGCUGUAAAUACCACAACAGCACUACUGGUGGGUUAGACUCUAGUAACACCUCGUGGGCGUGGCCUGGUAGGUCAGAUUGGCAGUUCGCAAAUCCAGGAGAGGCCAUCAUCGCUGACUGUAAAAACUGCACCUGUGAGGCGGGUGUUCUCCACUGUCAAUCAGUCCCUGGUUGCCAUGUCGACGGUGGCUGGAGCCAAUGGGGAGGCUGGUCAGAGUGCUCGGCCCCCUGCGGGGGUGGAGUCAAGCUCCGCGUGCGUCAGUGUGAUAACCCCGCUCCUCAGAGUGGGGGGAGGGGCUGUGCGGGCAUGGCUGAACAGCAGAGAGAGUGCAACAACCACACCUGUACAGACUCUGGUCACUUUCUGACCUGGUCCCCCUGGUCCCCCUGGUCUGUGUGCUCAGUGAGCUGUGGAGGAGGGGAACAGUCUCGUACCCGUCUCUGCAGCUUCCCGCCCUGCUCUGGCAUGAGGAGGCAGAGCAAGACCUGUAACACACAGGUCUGUCUCGAGGUGGGUUGCCCCCCGGGUCGUCUGUACAGGGAGUGUGUGCGGGGCGAGGGAUGCCCCUUCAGUUGUGCCCAGGUCAGUGGGCGAGAGGGCUGCUACUCUGAGGGCUGCGAGGAGGGGUGCCACUGCCCCUUGCAGACCUUCCAGCACAACAGAGCCUGUGUACAGGAGUGCCCCUGCCUGGUGGACAAGGAGCUCCUGACCUCACUACAGAAUGUUUCUGUGACCCCAGUGUUGGCCCAUCAUAACCUAACCCAGGGGGACGCGUUCCAGUCUGGGGAAACGUUCAUACACGACUGCAGUGUCUGCGAGUGUCAACAUGGUUUGUGGAACUGUUCCCUGGAACCGUGCCCUAUAGACGGGGGUCUGUCCCCCUGGGGCCCCUGGAGCCCCUGCUCCCUGUCCUGUGGGGGCCUGGGCCUAAAAACCCGCACCCGAGCCUGCAGCCACCCAGCCCCAGCCUACGGGGGCAGAGACUGCCUGGGGCCCCGGCAAGAGAGCACCUACUGUCAGGCUCCGGACUGCCCAGUGAUCAUCGGCCCCACAGAAGAGCCGUCUCUACCAGAUGAGAAUGCAGGCUUCUCUCAGUGGUCGUCAUGGACCACCUGCUCUCGGUCGUGUAGCGAUUCCCUGACCCCGGCCCUCAAGUCCCGUCAGAGGCGCUGUGUCAGACCCCCCUGCUCAGGGGACACCCAUCAGGAGAAGGCCUGCAACCUGCCCCAGUGUCCUGAUGGCGGUGGGGUGUGUGUGGGGGAUGACUGUGCCCAGAGGAACUGCACGUGGAUGGAGUGGGGCGAGUGGGUGGCGUGCUCGCGCUCCUGCGGCGUGGGUCAGCAGCAGAGGUUACGCACCUUCCUGACCCCCGGGGUCAACGGUUCCUGGUGUGAUGACAUCCUGGGGGGUAACCUGGAGAAUCGCUUCUGUAACAUAAAGGCCUGUCGAGUGGACGGAGGCUGGUCUCGCUGGAGCCCCUGGUCUCGCUGUGACAAGCGCUGUGGGGGCGGGCGUUCCAUCCGAACCCGCUCCUGCUUCAGCCCCCCGCCCAAAAAUGGUGGGCGCAAGUGUGAGGGAGAGAAGAACCAGGUGAAACCCUGCAACACCAAACCCUGUGAUGAGAAGGGUUGCCCAGCGGGUCAGGAGUUUGUGCCCUGUGCCAACGAGUGUCCUCAACGCUGCUCAGACCUCCAGCAGGGCAUCCAGUGCCAGGGCAACACAGAGUGCCAGCCUGGGUGCCGCUGCCCUAAAGGUCAGCUGCAGCAGGACGGGGUGUGUGUGCAGGUAUGGCAGUGUGACUGUGUGGACUCUCUGGGUCAGAGCUGGGCUGCAGGCAGCUGGCACCAGGUGGACUGCAACAACUGCAGCUGCGCAGACGGACUGCUUUCCUGCACCAAUCAGAGCUGCCAAGAGGCCAGCUGCACCUGGAGCUCCUGGUCCAAUUGGGCGUCCUGCAGCACUUCCUGUGGGCUGGGCCAGAGAACACGCUUCAGAUCUCUAAUACCAGAGCGUGAAGGAGCGGUUUGCCAGUUUGAGGAGGUGCAGCACAAGUCAUGUGACCCCGGGCCCUGCCCACCCCUCUGUGUCUAUGACAACCAGGAGCUGACCGUGGGAGACACAUGGCUGCAGGGAGAAUGUAAACAAUGUACAUGCACCCCAGAGGGAGACUAUUGCCAAGAUAUUGACUGUCGAGUGGAUGGUGGUUGGACGCCCUGGUCGGUGUGGUCGGACUGUCCGGUGACGUGUGGGCGGGGCACUCAAAUUCGGAGCCGGGCCUGUAUCAACCCUCCACCCCGUAACAACGGGACAAACUGCAGCGGACCGGAGAGAGAGGCCCAAGGCUGUCACACACCUCCCUGCCUCGAUGACCUUUGUCCCUGGUCACCAUGGUCCCCCUGCUCCCGCAGCUGCGGUGCGGGGGUGGUGUCGCGACGCAGGGUGUGUGUGUGUGAAGGGGAGGAGGAGGGCGCCUGCCCCCCUGAGGUAGAGGCGGAGAGGAACAGAGAGGAGACCCAGCUGUGCUAUAAGAGACCCUGUCCAGAGUGCCCCAUGUCAGAGUGGACUGAGUGGUCCGCCUGCUGCUGUGUGUCCCAGAGGCAGCAGCGUCACCGCGCACCGCUCUCACCAGCCACCAAGGGACAGCACUGUUCACAUCUGGACACCCAGAGCAGAAACUGCACACUAGACCACUGUCAUGACUCUUGUGAGAAGUCGUUCCAGUACUUGGAGUGUGGCUCUCCCUGUGAAAAGCAGUGUGCACUGCAGGGGCAGAAUGCGCUGUGUGCGGGGAUACAGGAGUGUACCCCUGGCUGCUACUGCCCUCAGGGCUUGCUGCAGCAGAACGGGACCUGUGUGCCCCCAGAGCAGUGUGGCUGUGUGCACCUCCAACAUCAGGCCUCAGGGAGACCUGUCUCUGUGAUUGUCCCACAGGGGACCAUGGUCACUAUAGACUGCAGCACCUGCCUCUGUCAUAAUGGGACGUUGCAGUGUGACAUGCGAGAGUGUGAAGUCAUUCUCAGUGAGUGGUCAGAGUGGACCCCUUGCUCUCCGUGUGUGCCUGCCUCCUCCCUGCAGUCCUCCUCCUCUCCCCAGGGUGGCGCUGCAGCCCUGGUGUCUGUCCAGCGACGCUACCGAGCCUGUCUGGACCUGGACUCAGGCCAGCCAGUCUCAGGGGAGGAAGAGGGGGCACAGUGCUCCGGGGAGCUGGAGGAGGAGAGGCUCUGCCCAGACCCCAAUGCAUGCAGAGACCUGUGCCAGUGGAGUGUGUGGAGUGUGUGGAGUGUGUGUCAGGAGCCGUGCAGUGGUGGGGUCAGACAGCGCCACAGACAGCCCCAGGCCUCCCCUCCAGGACCCCAGUGUCGAAAACAGCAGACCCAGACCCAGAGCUGCAACACUGGCCUCUGUCCAGGCGAGCGCUGUGAGGACAGGGGGCGGGUCUACCAGGUGUCUUGUGCCAAUCAGUGUCCCCGGAGCUGUACUGACCUCUGGGAGCAUGUGCAGUGUCUGCAGGGAGUCUGUCACCCAGGGUGUCGGUGCCCAGAGGGCUGGCUGCUGCAGGACGGGGUCUGUGUUCAGGUGUCGGAGUGUCGCUGUGGGGUUCCCAUGGGCAACGGCACCAUAGAAAUCAGCCCUGCUGAGAACAUCACACUGGACUGCAACACCUGUGUGUGUGAGAAUGGCACCCUGGGGUGCAUCGACCUGUUGUGUCCCGUCUAUGGUCCCUGGGGACAGUGGAGCGCCUGCUCAGAGUCCUGUGGGACGGGACAGAGGAUGAGGAUACGUCCCUGCAAUGACACAGAAGGAGGGCCACCCUGUGCUGAGACAGUCCACACUGAAACCUGUGUGCUGCCCCCUUGUCUAGCCGGGUGUGUGUUGAGUGAGUGGUCAUCUUGGAGUGAGUGCAGCGCCUCGUGUGGUGGAGGGGUGUCAGUGCGUAACAAGACCGUCUUACAGGAGCCACAGCCCGGGGGACAGGAGUGUCCUACUCGCUUAGAACAGCACACUGCCUGUAAAACCAACAGCUGUCUACCAGAGUGUUCAUCCAUCCAGGUGUUCAGCCAGUGUGCUGGCUCCUGCCCCUACAGCUGUGAGGACCUCUGGCCAGAGAACCAGUGUGUAUCUGGACCCUGCAUCCCUGGAUGCACCUGUCCCCCAGGCAUGGUGCUGUACAACGGAUCAUGUGUCCCUCAUGAUGCGUGUCCCUGUUCUCCGCACUCCCUCCCGGGGACUCUGAACAUGACCCUGGAUGACCCCAAAGAAGAGGUGGCCUCUGGGACGGUCUUACAACACCAGUGCAACACAUGUGUUUGUCGAGGAGGAGUAUUCAAUUGUACCGAGGACCCAUGCAAUGUGGACUGUGAGUGGGGUAGUUGGUCAGAGUGGAGUCAGUGCUCAGUGAGCUGUGGUUCUGGCCAGCGGAGCGCCAAACGGACCGUCUUCCAGGCUCAGCAAUACGAAGGGGCAGAGUGUGAGGGCCCGGCCCAGCAUACAGCAAUCUGCAGGGCCCCUGAUUGUGCCUGUCCUGGUGGAGAGAUAUGGAGGAGGAGUGUAUCGGAGGCUCUGUCUGUGUGUGAGAGGAGCUGUGUAGAGAUCUACCUGACCUCCCCACUCAACUGCAGCGCCUCCGAGGGGUGUGUGUGUAAGGAGGGGCUCUACCGAAACGCAGAGGGCCACUGUGUGAUCCCUGCACUCUGCCCGUGUGAGGACCAGGGGACGCUGAGAGAGGCUAGCUCUGAAUGGAAGGAGGGCUGCUUGGUGUGCCGCUGUGUGAACGGGCAGAAGCGGUGCCAAUCGGGAUGCCCACCACUGCAGUGUGAAGAGGGGGAAGUGAAAGUGGAGGAACCAGGCAGCUGCUGCCCAGUUUGCAGGAAGGAGUUCCCUGGGGAGCCCGUGGCGGAGUGUCGCCGUUACACGGAGGUCAGGAACAUCACUAAGGGAGACUGUCGUCUUGACAACGUGGAAGUCAGCUACUGUAGAGGGCGCUGUUUGUCCAAAACUGACGUCAUUUUGGAGGAGCCUUACCUCCAGUCGCUGUGUGACUGCUGCAGCUACCGGUUGGACCCUGAGAGCCCAGUGCGCUUCCUUAGCCUCCUGUGUGACAGUGGUGAGAGUGAGCCCGUCGUCCUGCCUGUCAUACACAGCUGUGAGUGCACCAGCUGCCAAGGGGGAGAUCUGUCCAGACGCUGAUUGUGUGUGUAUAGGCCUAGUGUGUGUGUAUGCGGAGGGACAGACAGACAGGUGGAUGGACAGACCAGGUGUCCUGAUUUCCUGUAUUAUAGACAUGUUCUGUGGUCCAUAGUCAUUAUAUGACUGGAUCAACUAUCAUAGAGUGCCUUCUGAAACUCUCAGAUCCUUUACACUGUACAGCAUUUUGCUACUUUUCUAAUAAAUCACUAGUGGUUUUAAUGAAAGCAUUUUCUGUUUCAAUGUAUUAUUCUGUAAAAAAAGAUAUAUAUAUUUAAAGAUUAUGUAAUACUAUGUAUGCUGCUGAAUGUGACAUCUAUACCAGUAUAUUUGGUAAAUCUAAUCAUAUGCAUGUCUUUGUGAAAAGAUUGGCAUGUCAAAUUUAAACAAGCAGUCUCAGAGAGAGACAGAGACAGAGAGAGAGAGAGAGAGAGAGAGAGAGAGAGAGAGAGAGAGAGAGAGAGAGAGAGAGAGAGAGAGAGAGAGAGAGAGAUUCACAACCGAAGGCAGACUGGAAGAGCUCACUGGGGGACGCUUACAUGAGACCACCGCGUGACUGUGUCCUCUCUCUCCUCCUGACUAAAUAAGGGAGUUGGAACGAGAGGGAGGCAGCUCGCCGCCCUGCGGAGCGCUAUGGAUCCCCCUCCACUUCACAUUACCGCCUUAAAAAUAAAAUACAUUAAAAUCUAUCAGGA